Xiphophorus maculatus (southern platyfish) is the source of this 1113-nucleotide messenger RNA. It is a transcript of the gene pjvk, whose product is annotated as pejvakin. Gene Ontology annotation, cellular component: cytoplasm. The record is from RefSeq and is a predicted model, not a curated record. Gene Ontology annotation, biological process: programmed cell death. The coding region runs from base 1 to 1113 and encodes 370 amino acids. Lineage: Eukaryota; Metazoa; Chordata; Actinopteri; Cyprinodontiformes; Poeciliidae. The transcript has 6 exons.
AUGUUUGCUGCGGCCACUAAAAACUUUGUGAAGCAGGUCGGGGACACAGGGAGGCUGAUCCCCGUUCCGAGCCUAAGCGAGGCCGACCGCUACCAGCCCCUCAGCCUGGUCACCAGGAAGAGGAAGAGGCAUUUCUGGAAGAAGAACAAGUACGCCUCGACGCCGUUCUCGCUGAAAGACAUCCUUGUUGGGGAAAAAGAGAUCACAGCAGGAGUAUCGUCUUAUCAACUCUUAAACUACGAGGACAAAUCUGACGUAGCUCUCAGCGGUCGCCUAGGUAACCACAUAAUUAACGACGUGGGGUUCAACGUCAGCGGGUCAGACUCGGUGGCCGUCAAAGCCUCUUUCGGCAUUGUGACCAAACACGAACUGGAGGUCCCCACUUUACUCCGCGAACUCAACUCUAGGAAGGUUGACCUGGAUCACUGCCUGGUUCGUCAGUCGAGGGAGAGUGGACGGACUGCUCUAUGUGUGGUUGUAGAGAGCAUCCGGACAACGCGUCAAUGCUCUCUAACCGUCCACGCUGGCAUGAGAGGGACUACCAUGAGGUUCCAGAUUGACGACGGCAGAAACCCCAAAGGUCGAGAUAAAGCCAUUGUCAUUCCGGCUCACACCACCAUUGCCUUCAGUAUCUGUGAGCUGUUCGUCCGUCUGGACGGUCGGCUUGAUAUUUGUGUUGCUCCAGAGUCUCAGGGGGGCUUUGAGAAGGAACAAAUCAGGGAGCAAUUGGGCGGCUUCAUUGGGCAUUUCUCAAUGGGACGCCUACGCCGCUUCCUGUCUGGAAUUAUCUAUGGGAACCCCUUCCGAGCAGACGACAGGACAUUCGAAGAGCUCACCCAGUCCGACACCUACGUGGAUGACAUGGUGACUGACUACUACGAGAAAGCUGCCAGCAUGACGGACGUAUCUACGGCCUACCUGAGGGAAAGCGCUCACACACGAGUCAAUCUUUUGAAACACAACAUCCCAAAGGGACCAUGCGCACUGUGCGGUAUGGGAAGUCAACGGCGGGAAACGGUCUACGGGUGUCUGGAAUGCUCCACUGGGGGCCAGAAGUAUGUCCGACUGCAUGUGGUGCCCUGUUUCGAUCUUUGGCACAAAACCCUAAGGUGA